This is a messenger RNA of Gossypium arboreum, 597 nucleotides long. RefSeq lists its product as uncharacterized. The record is from RefSeq and is a predicted model, not a curated record. The transcript has 2 exons. NCBI's taxonomy places the organism in Eukaryota, Viridiplantae, Streptophyta, Magnoliopsida, Malvales, Malvaceae. The coding region runs from base 70 to 381 and encodes 103 amino acids.
AAACCACUCUCAUCGAGUCCCAUCUUAUUCUCUUACUUUUAAGCAGUAGGUUCGUGAAAGCGUUUUGUCAUGGGUUCAAACAAUGACUCAUUUCCAACCUGGGAUGUUACCUACACGGAGAGGUUCAAGUUUAAGGGAAAGGGAACACUUGGGGUUUUGGUUUUGCUUCUGGUUUUAACGGUUGGGUUGAUAUUUGCAAUUGUUUGGAUAUGGAAUAGAGGCCGUUCAGACUUCAUUGUCGACCCUGAAGGUCAAGCUCAAGUUGAAGCUGAAGCUGAAGCAGAAGCUGAAGUUGUAGUUGAAGGUGAAGCUGAAGCAGAAGCAGAAGUUAUAGUUGAAGAUGAAGCUGAAGCUGAAGCUGAAGUUGAGCUUGGUGGAUGAUAUAUCCGAUGUACAUGCCUCUACUUCAUGAGCUCACCUGGAUUAUGUUGGGUAUAAUGUUUUAGUAUCGAAUAAAUGAGUCUUGUGGAAAUGUGUCGCUUUUUAUUAUAAUAAUUAUAAUUUGUUUAAAUUUAUGUUUGAAAUUUGGGAUUGUUUAUGUACUUUAUCAUUGUACUCGAUAAUUAAAUAAUAUAAAUAAAUUGAAAUUUUAGAGUC